AUGUCUGCUUGCAACACUUUCACUGAACACGUCUGGAAACCUGGUGAAUGUAAGAACUGCUUCAAGCCCAAGAGCUUGCAUCAGUUACCCCCAGUGUCAGAAAAAAAGCCUCUCUCACAUGGAAACCUGAAACCCAAUGCAAACCAAAGCAGCAGCCAGCGGGGGAGAAACACCGGGAGCUUCCGACCGCCCGUGGCCAAGAAACCCACCAUAGCUGUGAAACCCACCAUGAUGCUGGUGGAUGGGCAGGGGCUGUGUGCCGAGAUCAGCACGCUGGAGCAGUGUGAGAACAAAGCCAUGCCUGUGGGGUGGAACCGAAACAAAGCUGUCUUGAACAAAAAACCACUGAACAAUAACAACGAAGAUGAAAUCGAAGGUUACAGCCACGUUCCGAGGCCUUACGGCAGCAACGAGGGUGGAGGGAAGGUGCCAAGUAACAAUAAUAAUGGACUGACAGAGGUUUUGAAGGAGAUUGCAGGUUUGGAUACCACACCUCAGCUCACUGGAAAUGAGACUAACUCCAGAGAAACCUUUUUGGGGAGGAUAAAUAGUUGUUACAAAAAGUCGCUAGAGAGAAAGAUCCCCCCGAGCUGCAUGGUGGGGGGACUGAAGGACCCGCAGAGUAAGCAUGUCAUUGUGAGUGGAAGCACUGAAGUAAUAAGCAAUGAAGGUGGACGUUUCUGCUACCCAGAGUUCUCCAGUGGGGAUGAGAGUGAGGACGACACGUUUUUUGGCAGCAUGCAGGAAGAGCAUGAGAGCUGGGAUGAAAGUGAUGAAGAGUUGCUAGCGAUGGAAAUUCGCAUGAGGGGCCAACCUCGUUUUGCCAAUUUCAGAGCUAACACCCUGUCUCCCGUUCCCUUCUGUGUGGACAAAAAGUGGAACACUGUGCCCCUCAGGAACAAGUCUCUGCAGCGGAUCUGUGCAGUGGACUACGACGACAGUUACGACGAAAUCCUAAACGGCUACGGGGAAGAGUCUGUGAUUCUUUACGGGCAAGAGAGCAUGCAGAGCAUGGUGUCUUCUGAUUCCACAUCUCCUGAUUCUUCUCUGACAGAGGAGUCUCGUUCUGGAACAGCCAGCAGUUCUUCACAGAAGCUCUGUAAUGGAGGGUUAUCUCCUAGCACUCCUCAGGACCUCAAAUUGAUUGAACCAGAGUAUGAAAGUCUUUGUGACAAUCAACAAGUGAAGGAUGUGGCAAAAGCGCCCAGAAGUGUUCCAAAAAGUCUAGAAACUCACAAGGCAGUUCUUGCGCUUCGACUGGAGGAGAAGGAUGGCAAAAUUGCUGUGCAGACUGAUAAGCAAGAGAACAAAAGUUCUUCAGAUGUUGCUGGUCAAGCCGUGACUAUCAAUUUAGUGCCUGUGGAGGAGCAAGCUAAACCUUACAGGGUGGUGAAUAUGGAACAACCAGUUUGCAAGCCAUAUACAGUAGUGGAUGUCUCAGCUGCCAUGACCAGUGAAUGUAAGGAGAAUCAGACUGAAACCUCAGAAACCAAAAAAGCAGCAUCUACCCCAAGCUCACCACAAACUCCAGGCACACCUAUUGCAUCCUCUGCGGCAUCACCUGUACGCCUAAAUGCUAACCUGAAAAAAUCCAGUGCAAUCAGAUAUCAAGAAGUGUGGACUUCUAGUACCAGUCCAAGACAGAAGAUACCUAAGGUGGAGCUGAUUGGUAACAGCUCAGGACCUUCCGUUCCUCCCAGGAAGACAAGCCACAAGUCAGCUCCUACUUCACCUACAGCUACAAAUGUUUCUUCAAAAACUGUCCCAGUUAAGUCUCCCAAUUUAUCCGAGAUCAAAUUCAACAGCUACAACAAUGCUGGCAUGCCACCCUUCCCUAUCAUCAUUCACGACGAGCCCACCUACGCCAAGAGUUCCAAAAACGCCAUUAAGGUUCCUAUAGUGAUCAAUCCAAAUGCCUAUGACAACUUGGCUAUCUAUAAAAGCUUCCUGGGGACCAGUGGGGAGCUCUCCAUCAAAGACAAAACGACUAGUGUGAUAAGCCAUACCUAUGAAGAAAUAGAAACAGAGAGUAAAGCGAGCGAAGCCAUAGGCAGUAAACCCCCUGAGCUGUCCCAGGCGAAGGGGGUGGCUAACAGCUCUGAGUGCAGGUUGGGCUCUGUGGCUCAGAAGGUCCAAGAGUUCAAUAGCUGCCUCAGUAAGAGUCAGAUAUCACCACAGAGAAGUCACAGUGCUGACCACAGCUCCCCAUCAAGAGUUCAGAAGGCAACGCCAGAGCCUGCAGCAAAACCAGACGUAACACCGGAGGGAUCCGUUGGCAGCAGCAGUGGCAGAGAGAAUGCAAGCACGGUGCUUUCACAGAUUGUGGCAUCCAUCCAGCCUCCACAGUCUCCUCCAGAAACACCUCAGUCUGGACCCAAGUCCUGCAGCGUGGAAGAACUGUAUUCCUUACCUCCUGAGGGAGAUGCUACUAAAAACACCCUGGUACGACCCAAAUCUCUGUUUACGUCGCAGCCUGAAGUGGAGCCCUCCAAGGCAGUGGAAAACACUGCUGUGAAAGUGCAGAAGGACCCACCCCCGCCGUUCCCUCCGCCACGCUCCACCUCGUCGCCCUACCACGCGAGUAACCUGCUGCAGAGGCACUUCAGCAACUGGACCAAGCCCACCAGCCCCACCAGGGCGACCGAGGCCGAGUCCAUCCUGCACCCCGAGGGGCGCCGAGCGGCCGACGCCAAGCCCAAGCGCUGGAUCUCCUUCAAGAGCUUCUUCCGCCGCAGGAAAACUGACGAUGAGGAGGACAAAGAGAAGGAAAGGGAGAAAGGCAAGUUGGUGGGUCUGGAUGGCACUGUUAUCCACAUGCUCCCCCCUCCUCCAGUUCAGAGGCAUCACUGGUUCAGCGAGGCCAAGUCAGACUCGAGCGAGAAGCCGUCGAUCGUUUUCAUGUACCGAUGUGAACCGGCUCAGGCUGAACCGAAGGCUGAUCAGCCCCACAAGGGUGGAGUGGAGUCUGCCAUCGCAGAGGCACUGGCAAAAGACAAAGGAGACAUGCAGGAAAAGCCUCCAGACAGCUCUGAACAGAGCACAACGAGCCACUCCUCACCACCUCAGGUCCCCAAGAAAAUCCCCAGUCAAGUGCCCGAUGACACGACCUUGGAGGACUUGUCCCCUCGUGUCCCCAGAGCUGUGUUUGUGAAACAGGACAAUGGUGGCAGUGCCUCCGUCAUCCCGGUGUCCUCGGCCCGGCUCCCACAGGGGGAGGAGGAAAAAGAGGAGACUCCACGUUCUCCUGACUUAAAUCCCUGCAGUGCUACCUACAGCAACUUAGGACAGUCCAGAGCAGCCAUGAUCCCUCCGAAGCAGCCGAGGCAGCCGAAGGGAGCUUUGGAUGAUGCCAUUGCCUUUGGAGGACUAGUAGACCAGGAGACCAUGAACAGCUUGCAGCCAACACCACCUCCACUGCCAAAGAAAACAAUUCUGAGAGCUAACACGGAGCCCACUCCCAGAGAACUCCAGAAGCAGGCUCUGGAGAACAACCCCUGCAUCAUGGCCAAUCCCACCUAUGACAUUGACACCAACUGGGAAGCAAGCAGUGCCUGCUCCUCAGUCAGCCUGGAGCUCAAGGUGCUGGACAAUGAAUCAGGAGACUCCUUGGACAGGCCGACAGAAAAACUAAGGGCAGCCACCUCAGCAACUAACAGUGUUUCCAGCCUGACCACUCUGGGUGGUAAGGACAGGUGCUCCAACAGCAUGGAGUCGCUGACGGGGAGACGCGUCUCGCAGGCCAAGCAGGGCAGGGGGGUGCAGAAACCACAGAGACAAGCACUUUAUCGAGGCAUCGAGAACCGGGAGGAGGUGAUGGGCAAGAUCCGCAGCCUCCACACGGACACCCUGAGGAAGAUGGCCCUCAAGUGUGAGGACCUGUUCAUGGCUGGGCAGAAGGACCAGCUGCGCUUCGGGGUGGACAGCUGGUCAGAUUUCAGGCUGACCAGCGACAAGCCGUGCUGCGAGGCGGGCGACGCGGUCUACUACCCCGCGUCCUACGCCAAGGACCCCCUCAACAACUACGCGGUCAAGAUCUGUAAGAGCAAAGCUAAGGAGUCCCAGCAGUAUUACCACAGCCUGGCCAUCAGGCAGAGCCUGGCCAUCAACUUCAACAUCCAGCAGGACUGCGGCCACUUCCUCGCCGAAGUGCCCGUGCGUCUCCUGCCCUGGGAGGACGACGACGCGCCAGAGGGGGAAGAAGAAGAGCAGGAGGACGAGGGGAAAGAAGCUGAGCAAAGGAACAAAGAGACUCCUUCCAGCACAGAGGUUGCCCAGAAGGAGAGCCCCAGCAGCAGCAGCAGCAGCAGCAAGCCGCGCAGCCGCGUGGUGGUGAUCACGCGGGAGGUGCCUCACCUCACCGUGGCCGACUUCGUGCGCGAGUCUGCGCCGCGCCACGCCAAGAGCCCCGACCUGUACGAGAGGCAGGUCUGCCUGCUCCUCCUGCAGCUCUGCUUGGGCCUGGAGCACCUCAAACCCUACCACAUCACCCACUGUGACCUGCGCCUGGAGAACCUGCUGCUGGUCCAUUCCAGAGCGGGGGGCAGCCCCCUGAGCCCCGAGGCCACGGAGCCCAGUCCCACCACUGCCUGCCCAGCCAGGUUAAUAGUGAGCAACUUCUCCCAGGCCAAGCAGAAGAGUCAUAUGGUGGAUCCUGAGGUGCUGCGGGACCAGUCCCGCCUGGCGCCGGAAAUCAUCACUGCCACGCAGUACAAAAAGUGCGAUGAGUUCCAGACUGGAAUCCUCAUCUAUGAAAUGCUGCACUUACCCAACCCCUUCGACGAGAACCCAGAGCUGAAGGAGAAGGAGUACACUCGUGCCGAUCUCCCCAAGAUUCCUACCCGUUCCCUCUACUCCCAAGGGCUGCAACAACUUGCCAGCUGCCUGCUGAAUCCCAACCCUUCCGAGAGGAUCCUGAUAUCAGAGGCUAAGGGAAUCCUGCAGUGUUUGCUUUGGGGCCCACGGGAGGACUUGUUCCAUGCCCUGAGUACAUCUUCCAACCCCUCGCGGAGAGAUGCCAUCCUUCAGAACUGGCUGGAUAUUAAAAGGACGCUGCUGAUGAUCAAGUUUGCAGAGAAGUCCUUUGAGAGGGACUGUGGAAUUAUUCUGGAAGACUGGCUCUGUUGUCAGUAUCUGGCUUUUGCCACUACAGACUCACUCCAUCGCAUUGUGAGAAUCAUGAAGCAGCACUAG
Molecule: messenger RNA, 5190 nt
Organism: Acanthisitta chloris (rifleman)
Lineage: Eukaryota; Metazoa; Chordata; Aves; Passeriformes; Acanthisittidae
Gene: PEAK1
Product: pseudopodium-enriched atypical kinase 1
Exons: 6
Coding region: 1-5190 (1729 amino acids)
Biological process (GO): protein phosphorylation
Cellular component (GO): focal adhesion; actin cytoskeleton
Molecular function (GO): ATP binding; protein kinase activity
Source: RefSeq, a predicted model, not a curated record